Heterocephalus glaber (naked mole-rat) is the source of this 3502-nucleotide messenger RNA. It is a transcript of the gene Gins1, whose product is annotated as GINS complex subunit 1. Gene Ontology annotation, cellular component: GINS complex. NCBI's taxonomy places the organism in Eukaryota, Metazoa, Chordata, Mammalia, Rodentia, Bathyergidae. Gene Ontology annotation, biological process: DNA replication; DNA strand elongation involved in mitotic DNA replication. The record is from RefSeq and is a predicted model, not a curated record.
CCUCAUCUCCUCUUCCCGGGUUCCGAGGCCUGCAGCCAUCUUGGAGAAGGGCGGGUGAAGCCGUAGCCGAGCGUUCUCGUCAAACAGGGCUGAGCUCUGGAUCUCACUACGCCGCGAACUCGGAUUUUAGAUGCCUAUGAAGUGAUUAGAGCCAGACUUGGUGGCACACACGUGUCAAAAUCACAGCAUUUGGGAGGCUGAGGCAGGAGGAUCGCUGCGAGUUGAGGCCAGCCUGGGCUACAUAGUAAGUUCAAGAAAAAAAAUGCAAAGAAGAAAGGGCUGGAGAGAAGAAGGAAAUCCAAGGGCUACUGAAUCUUUUGCUGGCACCAGCCCCUGCCCAUGCAGUCCUCAGCUGGUCAGGCCUUAAAUAUCAAGAUAUCAAGACGCACUGGUGAAGCCCACUUCCGAAGUCUCUAGGUCACAACCCUCUCUGAACCCUGGGCUUCUCUACCAAUGGUCUACCAGUCCCUGAAGGCACCUAAAAGCUGAGUUCCCAGGCUGCGGAUGUAGCUCAGAGGGAUCGAACUGGGGUCCUUGCGCUUGCAAGGCAAGCAGCAGAACCACAGAGCUAAAUCCCCCGGCCCUUGGCAUUUCUUGAAGACAUCUUGCUACAGAAGUUCCCACACCCAGGUCCCCCAACUGCAGGCCACCCACACCAGGCAGGAAGAGGACCCCACGAAUGUUUUUAAAUGACUUAUAGAAUCAGAGUGGUACCAUAGAGCUGAAGGUAAAAAGCUUAGCCACAGAGGUCUAAUCCAUUUACAAGCAGUGUGACCUUGGACAAAUUACCAAACUACAGUUUCCUUAUCAGUUCUCCAAUAUGUAUCCACCUUUAGCCUGCUAUGGUGGCACAAGCCUGUAAUCCCAGUACUCCGGAGGCUGAGGCAGGAGCCCGGCUAUACAAGGAGUUCAAGGCCGGCCUAGACUACCCAGCAAGAUCCCAUCUCCUAGGUCACAGUCCCAGCCACACUGGAGGCACCCAAUAAAAGAUGGUUACCUUGUCUUAACUCUGUAUUCCCCUUUUCCCAAAGCUCUUGGUAACAUCUAAAUCAGUGAUGGUGAACCUUUUAGAGCAUUCAAUGAUAUAAACAGCUCUUUCAAUGACAUAAGUGGUGGCACUUGUACCUUAACCUCCCUUCCGACCUAAGGUAAUGAAUGGAUCAAUGCAAAAAGGAAGCUGCAGGGUGUGCCAGUCGCACGGUCAGCGACCUGGGCUCUCAGAGACUCUUGGUUCAGCCUAGGCGCACAGGCCGUCUGCCGCCUACUCGCAAAUCUUUACCACUUCACUGCGUUCCCCCCCGGAAUACGAUUUCUCAGCGGGGAUAAAUGUUCCUUUGUGGCCGCCGUAGGCCGGGAGGCCCGGCAGUGAGUUCCUAUUGGCUGGAUGUGUUUGGCGCCAAAGCCGGCAAAGGCGGAGAGGAGGCACCGGACCUGUGGGGCACUGAACAACUUGAGCUCGCCAGAGCCCAGUGACUGUUUGGCCUGAGAAGUAGCGGUGGAGGGGGCCGAGAGACCGGGGCGCGUUUGCCAUGUUUUGUGAAAAAGCUAUGGAGCUAGUACGCGAGCUGCACCGCGCACCGGAAGGGCAGCUGCCCGCUUUCAACGAGGAUGGAAUCAGACAAGUUCUGGAGGAAAUGAAAGCUUUAUAUGAACAAAACCAGUCUGAUGUGAAUGACGCAAAGUCAGGUGGACGAGGUGAUUUGAUACCAACUAUCAAAUUUCGGCACUGCUCUCUGUUGAGAAAUCGACGCUGCACUGUUGCGUACCUGUAUGAUCGACUGCUUCGCAUCAGAGCCCUCAGGUGGGAAUAUGGCAGUGUCUUGCCAAGUGCUUUACGAUUUCACAUGUCUGCUGAAGAAAUGGAAUGGUUCAAUCAGUAUAAAAAGUCGCUUGCCACUUAUAUGAGGUCCCUAGGAGGAGCUGAAGGUUUGGACAUCACACAAGACAUGAAACCACCAAAAAGCCUAUACAUUGAAGUGCGGUGUCUGAAAGACUAUGGAGAAUUUGAAGUUGAUGAUGGCACUUCAGUCCUGUUAAAAAAAAAUAGCCAGCACUUUUUGCCUCGGUGGAAGUGUGAGCAGCUUAUCAGACAAGGAGUACUGGAGCAUGUCCUGUCCUGACCAUGUGUGUGACUCCACGGUGCUGCUACCUCACCCCAUGUGGCACUGAACCCAGAUCACUGAAAUGUCUACACUUUGGCCCCACAGUGAUGGAAAGCUAACACACUGGUCCAGUGUUGUACCCUUGAGUUACCCCUCCAGCCCCAGUCUUUAUUUGAAAUGAAUGUGUACUAGCUAAAAACUUGAAAUUGUGAAGUUUGUAUCAGUUUUUAUUGACUGGCUCUUUAGAGUUGUGGCUAAAGUUUUAAGUGUAUAUCACAUUUUCUUAUCAUAAAGCUGUCAGUCAGGUGUGGUAGCACACACCUGAUAUCCCAGCAUUCAGGAGGCAGGGGCAGGAGGAUCACAGGUUCAAGGCCAGUGUGCUAUACAUAGCAAGCUCACAGUUGGCCUGGAUUACAUAGUGAGACGCCAUCUCAGCCCCCAUUCCCCCAAAAUGAAAUAUAUGUACAAAAAAAUGAAAAGUCUAAUGUACAAAAUGAAAGUAAUUCUUCUCCCUCUACUAAUUACUGCCAUCUGGUGGGCCAGUGUUAGCUGACCCACAGGUGGGAUACAAGCCUCCAUCUUUUAAGUGUUUUACCAAUUAUUUCCUAGUUUUCGUGCCAUUUUAAUAUUUUUAAACUGGCUUUGACUGAUAUGUGUAAGAAAACUGAAGAUUAUGAUGUUAUGUAAACCCAUUUUUCACAUGGAUUCUGCUGCCAAGAGCUCUGGGGACAGUGUUCCUUGCUGGUGACAGCUGAAGCUUGUCAUCUUCCUGACUCAAUGGGUACCACAGCUUACCCUUGCCCAUGUUUUUUGGGGUUUUUUUAAUUUUCAUUUUUAUUGGUACAUAUUUGUGCCUGAUUACAUUCUUUAUUAUUUUUUUGGUACCAGGGAUCAAACUCAGAACCUCAUGCUUGCCAGGCAGGCACUGUGCCACUGAGCUACAUCCGUGGCCCAGUAAUGAUUACAUCCUUUUUUUUCUUUGGUACCGAGGAUGGAACUUAGGUCCUUGUGCUUGUAAGGCAGGUGGCAGAACCACUGAGUUAAAUCCCCAGGAAUGAUUACAUUCUUCAUGAGGAGUUGUACAUGGACAUAACACAUCUUAAUUCAUUUUUUCAUUCCCUUCCUUGCCCAUAUUUCAUCAGGAAAAAUGUCAAAGCUUGUGGCUUCUCUCAGUGCAACCUCAAAGUAAAUUCAAUAUCAUAAUUGAAAACAAAACAAUGGUAACUGACAAAAAUAGUUUUUCUUAAAAAGAAAAUACAGUUUUUCUAGGAGUGCUUCUGAAACCUGAGUGACAACUGUAUGGUUGCUCACUUACCUCCCUAAAGCUAUGGAUUAUAGAAAUAAAGUUUGUUUUUGAACUCUCUUGCAUUCCUGUGUUAAGCUCCUCUUGGCCAAGGUGU